UUUUGUAAUUGACCGAGUUUUUGUAAUUGACCGAGUUUUUGUAAUUGACAGAGUUUUGGUGAUUUAGAGAGCUAUUGUAAAUCGACCGAAGUUUUCGCAAUGGACUAUUUUUAUGAGCAUUGAUUGACAAAAAAAAMMAACAUAUGGAACGUGCUUGUGUAAUGCAAUGCACUGAUAAGUGUACACAUUCAAGCGAAGUAACGCAAUUGACAAACGAAUAUUCAAUUACAUUGAAAUGCAAUUUUGAACCAUUCCGCGCGCCAUAAUAUGACAUCAUUCACCCGGUUUUAACCUGUGAUAACCUUUGGUAAAACAUUAGCAUACAUAAAUAUAGCAGGUAUACUGUUCGUWCUUUCGCUUUCGCCAGUCUCAUCUUUUUCUCGCCAGACUGUUCCUAGAAUUGGCCGUGUCUUGCUUGCUCCUUAAGCUCGGGUAUUUUCCCAUCUUCCUUGUGCAGUGAUGGAGAUAUUUAACAGUGAACAAGUGGCGAACUUCCUGUKCAAUAAGCGAGUAAUGGUGAUCGGAGACUCGAGAAAUCGUUUGGAGGAGUUGGAAUCGAACUUGAAUGGAGGUCCUUGGGAUUUAAGGUCAAAAAAAAAUUUUUUUUUUAAAGCAUACACUGGACUUUUCUCAGUGGAGGUUAAUUUUGGUCUACUGAGGUGCCCAAACACAUCAGGGAGAAAAGUCCAACGAAGCAUGUACAAGGAUCUUAUUCGUCUCCUGGUUCCAGACCCAACCAGUACAUAYCUGACAAACCAGCAUCUAAAGACCAAGGUAUGAAACUGUAGACAUCAGACACUCCAUGCUCAGUAGUAUUGAAGUAUUAGCCAUCCCA
Actinia tenebrosa (Australian red waratah sea anemone) is the source of this 835-nucleotide messenger RNA. Its product is annotated as PC-esterase domain-containing protein 1A. The record is from RefSeq and is a predicted model, not a curated record. Lineage: Eukaryota; Metazoa; Cnidaria; Anthozoa; Actiniaria; Actiniidae.